AAACCGGAAAUAGCACCGGAAGUAGGACCUGAAUGUCAAACACUAGCAUGUUAGCAUGUUAGCAUCGCUGAGCUGCAGUCAACAUGUCUAGUCACUGUUUGUUCGGCCUUGCUUUAUUCACCAGACACUUUGCAAACAAUGCGCUACUAACGCUGCGCAGGAAUAACCCUUUAAACAAACUACAAGCCUGCGGAUAUGCGAAGAAAGUCGUGGCCAAAGGCAAAGGAAAAGGUUUGGUGAAGGAUGAGCUGAAAGGACCAGAAGUCUGCAACGACCCAGUGCGACUGACCACUUAUGCAGUGGGGGCCAACAUCUACAAGCAAGGAGAAGACCCCAAACUGAAGCCUCAUGAAGAAUACCCAGAGUGGCUCUUCCACAUCAACCUGGGACCUGCCUGCCAGCUUCACCAGCUGGAGGAAGACACCUGGGAGUACUGGAAGCGGCUCCGCAAGGAAAACAUUUGGCGCCAAAACAGAUUGAGGAAAGGGAAGAAGUUUUAGCGUCACCGGACUAGACUAGACUAGACUAGACUGGACUGGACUGGACUGGACUUCUGUAUCAUCUUGCUGAAUGAAGCCAACCGUCAAAUGUUGCUGACUUUGACGCAGUGAGUGGAUUUGUUGAAAAGGAGCCGUGAUUCAUUAAAGAUUGUUUUUUAUUGACCAUC
Messenger RNA from Entelurus aequoreus (snake pipefish), 667 nucleotides. RefSeq names its product mitochondrial ribosomal protein L54 (gene mrpl54). Gene Ontology annotation, molecular function: structural constituent of ribosome. The transcript is spliced from 3 exons. The record is from RefSeq and is a predicted model, not a curated record. Gene Ontology annotation, cellular component: mitochondrial large ribosomal subunit. Lineage: Eukaryota; Metazoa; Chordata; Actinopteri; Syngnathiformes; Syngnathidae. The coding region runs from base 84 to 500 and encodes 138 amino acids.